This is a messenger RNA of Diversispora eburnea, 131 nucleotides long. The record is from the annotation of a GenBank genome assembly. NCBI's taxonomy places the organism in Eukaryota, Fungi, Glomeromycota, Glomeromycetes, Diversisporales, Diversisporaceae.
GUAAAAUAUCAAAUACUGAAGACUAUUCUAAAGAACUUUUUAAACAUUCUGAAGAACUUUUUGAAGAACUUCCUGAAGAACAUCUUGAAGAACAUUCUGAAAACAAUACCUUUAAUAAUGAAGUUCUUGAU